AUGCAGUUCUACCCCAAAGCACGAGAGCAGCGGCCCAGCAUCAACCAUCCAUCAGUUCGGCCACGACGAUUGGCGGUGCUCAGGGCCGCGGGAGUGAACCUUCUGCUACUCCAGUUCCUCUUUUUGGGAUUGUUCUGCUACAUUUUUGGCUCUCUUUUCCAGCAAACUUCUCACACUCAUCAAGUGAAUAUCCUUUUUGUGGACUACGAUGGCGGUGCCAUAGGAAGUGCAGUGCGCGGGGCGUACGAAAAACUACAAGGACAAGGGUUCCCAACUCUUAUGGAGCGAUCUGUUUCCGCGUAUCCGCAGCCGGGAUUGAUUGAGGGUGCCGUGUGCGACAUCAAGUUCUGGGGAGCUGUAUAUACCACUGCAAAUGCGUCGAAUGCCUUGACGGCUGCCUUGGCAGGAGGAUCGGCAGCAUCAACCUACGACAAAAACGAUGUGCUCACCAUGGUGUGGAACGAAGCGCGAUACCCGACCGCCGUGGACUCGGCAAUCGAAAGCAACUUGAAAACGCUAUCGCAGUCUGCCCGGGUGAUGUAUUCCGAAGCAAACGGGAAGCAAGCACUGCAAGAUCUGAAUACCUCUGACCCCGCUGCGAUGGCGAUUCUAUAUGAUCCGUGGACAUUGUCCUCCAUGAACCUCCAACCCACCAAGCAAGGCUCACGCCUGAUCUACAACACUCUCGUGAUUAUCUUGAUCAUGAUCCAAGAGUUCUUCUACCUCGGUACCGUCAAUGGUCUCUACGUCCAAUACAAACUGUACUCAUCCGUCCGGCCUCACCGAAUGGCCAUCGUCCGUCUCAUCAUCUCAGCCGGCUACACGCUUAUCGGGGCGCUGUGCACAGCAGGUGCCAUAUGGGCAUUCCGAAGUGGCUGGCACGUGAAUGGAAAUCAGUUCGCGCUCACAUGGGCUGUCCUCUGGCUCUUUGCGCAUUUGAAUUUCCUCGUCCUGGAUGUCUUCACCAUCUGGCUUCCGCCGCCUUACGUCCCUAUGGCUUUGAUCACUUGGAUCAUCACCAAUGUCACUUCGAUUCUUCUGCCCUUCGAACUUUCCCCCGCCUUCUACAAAGUGGGUUUCGGGCUACCUGCUCAUGCCGUCUUCCAGGUCCUCCUCGAUAUCUGGUCCGGAGGCUGCAACCCCCAAUUGUACUAUGCUCUGCCCGUCCUCUUCGUCUUCGAGAUUCUCGGCAUUGCGGGAAGUACCGUGGGCGUGUACCGGCGCGCUCAUUACGCAAGUAUCAAAGCUGAAUCGGACGAGAAGGCCUGCGAAGAACGUGUCGCGGCGGCGCUGCUCCAGCAACAGGAGGCUCAACUUGUGCGCCAGGAGACUCUUCAAGAUGUCGACAGUGCCUCGGAUGCGGAGUCGCAGAUCCCCAGUCAGAGACCCAGACGGGGCACUGUCGACACUACCAAAGAUCAGGAAGAUUUAAUGGGCAUCAUUCGCCGUGAGAUGUCUCGGCCGAAUGUUGAAAGUUCAGAAGACAGGCGGAGUACUACUGGGCCAUCGUUUUCCCUGCCUUUUAAGGACUAA
This is a messenger RNA of Penicillium olsonii, 1533 nucleotides long. The record is from the annotation of a GenBank genome assembly. NCBI's taxonomy places the organism in Eukaryota, Fungi, Ascomycota, Eurotiomycetes, Eurotiales, Aspergillaceae.